This is a messenger RNA of Soboliphyme baturini, 492 nucleotides long. The record is from the annotation of a GenBank genome assembly. Lineage: Eukaryota; Metazoa; Nematoda; Enoplea; Dioctophymatida; Soboliphymatidae.
AAAUGUGCACUCAAUCUCAGGAACGGUCUGUCAAAGUGGUUGGAGCUGAUGGAAAAUGUUUUACGAUGUAAAACGGCGUUGAUCGACCUCGAUGACUCAGAAAAGACUACUUAUCGCGAUACAUUGAUGCAGGCUUAUAACUUCGUCUUUGAGUAUCAUCGAGGACUAUCGAAGCUGAUGACGGGUGCUUUGAAAAGGGAGUUUGCGGUUGCCUUGAAGGGACUCGCUCAUCAGUGGAUUAACUUCGUUCUGAACGUUUGUGAACCUGGCCACUGCUGUCGUCCGAGAUGGGCGAACGAUGGCUUGAACUUCCUCGCGUUUUCCGUCUCUCCGAAGUACAGCAUUCAUCUGACAUCUUUGGAAUAUCAAGAACUGAAAGACGUCAUCAAUCGUUGCAUCGUGCACGUUAUUGGUACCCGCACCCCGAUCGCUGUGGUGCCGCGGAUUCACUCUUGGGACUGCAACUUAUCAUGCAGCGGUUCGGUAGGUUGA